GCUACUCUUGGUUUGUUGAUCAACAACUCAACAUGAAAAAAUUGUUCUCUGUGGGCGUUCUUCACAUUCUUCGAGAUGAAAUAGAAAUGGUCAUGGUCCAUCGGAUGAACUGCUUUCAUGGUGGAUGUGAAAAUUUCAAAUCACAUCAAGGAAAAAUUUCCAUUGUUUUCCUUCCUGCAUACCCGACAGGUUAGUCGUUCCACGCACAGGGUAAAAACGCCCUCUAUCCCGUUCGUAUGUGCCAAAAUUUCGAUAGAACGCAGUGGCAAUGCCCGUCGAGUGACCAGUGUGCACAACUGCAAAUACUGCUUCCUCUGAGCACUUCAUCCUAUGAAAGUUUACAAUGUGAGGAAAGCGGAACUUAUUCGUACCUCUCCUCCCCUGCAAUGUGUUCCAGUCUAAGAGCCCAUCACCGAUGCAAAGUUGCUUCUCAGCCAAGGACUCCUUCUGUUGGACGAGACGGAGAGGGCUCCCAAGGUAUCUUACCAAAGUUGCUGUGCCCCGUCAAAUUGAAGAUACGCAUACUUCUCGAAAUGGAGUGCAACUUGAUGAAGACAAUGAAUCUCCUUCUGUUUCUGAGGACAGCAUCUUUGCUUAUAAGAAAGGACUCAUUUCGACGACCAAGAAGGAAGUAUUUGCAGGAGGGAAAGCCUCUCCCAGCGACUAAUGUAGCAACCAGUAUUAUUCAUCAUCAACACUCACAGUCACUGUGGUAAAAAACAAGCAGGUUUUUCAUAUUGUACAAAGUUGCAGCCCAUAUUUUGUGAAAAGUGAAGAGGCAAGAGAAUUAUUGUCAGGUAUCAGAAGCUAGAGAUGUACAAUCUGCAAAGAAGAAAUGAGCAUUUCAGAAUUCUAGAUGGAAGUGUGCAGUACCGGUAUUUCAAAGUUUCAAUGUUUCUACCACCACACAUUGUGUAAGAUAAAUAUAAGAAACAAG
Molecule: messenger RNA, 937 nt
Organism: Thrips palmi
Lineage: Eukaryota; Metazoa; Arthropoda; Insecta; Thysanoptera; Thripidae
Exons: 5
Coding region: 237-716 (159 amino acids)
Source: RefSeq, a predicted model, not a curated record